CGGUCCGUCACGGCGUUCGGCGCGGACCGGUUUAUCUCCCGCCGCUCCCUUUGUCAGCCGGGCGGCGCGGGGCCGCGUGCUGCGGUGGCAGCGGCGUGUCAGCCCGUGCAGCCCUGCGGUCCGGGCUGUGCGCGACUCGCUCCGUGCGAGCUCCUCUGGUAGCCGGGGCUUUUCGGGGAGGAGUCGGUUCGGAAACAUAUCGAGACCGAGGGCUCUCGUGGAUCGCCGGGGAAGGGGGAAAUCGCUGUUCACUCAGUCGCUCGCGAAGCGGUGUGUCUCAGAUGAUGGUGGUUCCUGGGAGCGCCCCGCUCAUACAGCAGGACCGUGCUCUGGAGCCUGACGUGGGGCGAGGGCCGACGCAGAGCUCCGCCAUGGGCCCUGGCACAGAGCCUGUGCCCGGCGAGGUGGGCCCGGAGCUGGAGGAGGUGCGGAAGCUGCAGGAGCUGGUGAGGAGGCUGGAGAUCCAGAACCAGCACCUGAGGACGAGGAGUCGCAGGAGUGUGCUUGGCACAGCGCUGCAGAGCGAGAUGCGCGCCGGCGUGGAUAACCACGACUCUGGGCUCAACGGGAUGGAAAUCAACAACAGCAUCAACGCCAUGGCCGAGAAGCAAGAAUUGCAAAUCAUGGCAGAUCUGCACAGCAAAUUGAGCAAAAUCCGAAAAGAGGAGGGGGAGAACAACUGCUUCAAAAAGGACAUAGGUGCCCAAACGCAGUACGGUUGCCUCAGUGCCCCUGGGGAGCUGUCGUCUGACACGUGUAAGGUGGAGAUGAAGACUGAUGAUAACGUGAGGUGUUCGUCACGUGUGGAUAGGAGUAAUAGCACGGAGCUGAUGGGGAACCUGGUCAUUGCAGGUACUGAGCCCACGGUUAAAACAAGCCAACAAAAUCCCAACAAAAAAUGUGGAGAUAUAGAAAGCCUUUUGAAUAACACGGCUCUGGAUGAAGUGAAAGUGCUGGAACUUGAGAACUGCAAUGAAGAAGAAGAUAGCUGGCUGUAUGUGUCCCCGAGGAAAUCUGUUGUCCAUCAGAAGACAGGCUCGCCGUUGCUGUGGUGCCGGCAGGUGCUGGACAAUCCCUGCCCUGAGACAGAAACCGCCUGCCGGACUCUCAUCAGCAGGCUGGACCAAGCCAGUAGAUGGAAAAACCUGUAUUGCAGUCCUCUGGCCUCACCAAGUGCACAUAAUUUGAAUACAGAGACAGGCUCCUGUAGCAAUGCACUAAACUCUCCUGGGCAUCUCAAAUCGACUAACAAAGCACUACUAACCUGUGGCAGCUCAGGUUAUUUAAGCAUGCAUUCUGCACUGAGCUCACAGUCAUCUGUGGACAGCGAGCUGAGCACAUCUGAUGACUCCAUCUCCAUGGGAUAUAAGCUGCAGGACUUGACUGAUGUCCAGGUUAUGGCACGCCUUCAGGAAGAAAGUCUCCGCCAGGACUGCGCCUCCAGCUCAGCGUCCGUAUCGCGCCGCAGCUCCAGCGCCUCCCUGCACUCCCUGCGCAGGGGUACCUACAGCGACCAGGAGUUCGACACCUACAGCCUGGAGGACGAGGACGAUUACGACUGUUCCCUGUCGUACCGCAGUGCUCACAGAUACUCACCGUCUCCGCUCAGCUCUCCCAGAUGUCAGUCCCCUUCUUCCAGUGCAGACUAUAGCAGGGCCUCCGCCUCCCGUAUCCGUCCCCCGCGGAGAUCUGUGCAAAGCCCGAUGCAGGACCGGCUGAAGUAUGGCAGCAGUGAAGAGGAGAUGCGCCACAGCAUGCCCAACCUGGCCAGGACGAGCCUUCGAGCUUUGGAGUCUGUGAGAAGCAGUCGCAGCUUGGAGUCGGAUCUGCAGGUGCCCAGCAGUCGACUUUCAAGAAUUCAGCAACCAUCAGCAAGUCUGGCUCCCAGUAAGCUCAGGUAUUCCUCCAGUGCUGGCCAGUCUCCCCUAACAGUGCGACAACCAAUGAAAGCUGGGUCAUGCACAAACUCUCUAUUAACACCCAGGCAGCCGGUGAAAGCUUGCAGUUACACAGCUCCUGUCAGCGGAGUUCGAAAGCCACAGGCAUCUUCCCUUAGCACAGGCCCUUCCAGUGGCAGUUCCACUUCUAGAAGCUUGGUCACUGUGGCAAAAAAUGCACCCCUGAAAGCACGCACAUCUGUUGGAGGAACUUCAGUGCCCAAGAGCAAGCUGACGCCGCCGUCCAAGAGAUUUCUUCAAUCAGCAAAAACCACGCCAAGCACUGUGGACGAUUCCUGGAAGGAAGGGUGUUACUGACACAACCCAAAACGCCGAUGCACUGCCAAACACCUCUGUGAAGCAGAACCCCAGCUGGCUGGGCUUGAGAACGUUAUUUUAAAACAAUAUUCUAUUUGAGAGACCCAUGGCAUUGGGACUGGUGUAUAUAGAGCUCCUCUCCUCUUGAAUGCAAACUAUCCUCGCCUUCCAGCACUCUGGCACAAGCCUGUCCUCUGAGCAGUACUGUGCUCCAAACACAUUGCUGAAACGAGUCUUCAUACGAGGACCGAAAAGAGCCUUAUUUCAUAGUAACCUCUAAUUGCAGCCCUUCGGAAGGCCUGUCACAAAAAACAACUUCUUAGGACCUGCUCCUCAGGAUGCUUGCCAUAACAAGGCUGCCAGGUGUCCUGCUUGGGCCACACAGCAGCUUUCAGCAGCUGCUAGGGCAUGUUUCACAGCAGUGGCAGGGGGAGACUAGAAAUAGCUGUAUAGGUGUUAGAAGUAAGACUUUUUAACUUCAACCUGGUGUACUCUAAUAUUUGUUUGAAACAACUUUUUUUUUUUAACUUCUGUAUAGUAUGUAUUUCUGCUAAUUUUUAUUGUGUGUUCUAGGAGACAAAGCAGGUUUUUAUAACUGUAGUCUACUUUGAGCUGUUGUAUUCAAGCGUGUGCAUCACAGUUCACAAGUGAAGGAGCAGUACACAAUAUUUGUGUGGGUUUGCAAGCAGCCAGUUGCAGGGACAGGGGAUGCUCUUUGGAAACUGCUGUUUGUCACCAUCUUCAUAUCUCAGAGGAAGCUAACAAACACCAGUGACAGGUAAACUCUUUAAAAGGUAGCUCCCCUGACUGAUUUGACUUGAAGCGUUGCCCUUAGGUCUUUCAGCUCGCCCCUAACUGCCCUCCUUUUUGUAGAAGAGUUUUUCUACCGUCUCUUUGGCUAUGAAGCAUUCUGUUUCAACAUCCUUUUCCUCAGCAAGUGCUGCAGGCUCUGACUCCUGUCUUAGUACACAAAAUAUGCACUGAUAGCAACAUUCUCCCUGCCAUCAAUGUGAUUUUGAUAGUGUAGUUUAAUAAAAUGUUAUGGUGCUGAAAUAGAUCUGCCUUACUCAAACAGUGAGCCUCUCUGAGUGUUUUUGUGCUAGGAACGAGGCUGCAGAAGUCUCCUUCAGUCUUUCAUCUCCAUCAAGAGACUUCCACUGGAGACCUGCUUACAUAGGCAGAGCUUUGUGAUGUAAGUAUUGCUAUUUAUCUUUCAGCUCCUUGGAUUUCAUAAGAAUGAGGUAGUUUUACCAAAGGAAAACAAGUCACAGCAUUCAGUUCAUGUCUUCUAUAGAAGGGGCCUCAGCAAAAUGAAGUAUGUGAGGCAAUACUUGCAACUUGGAAGCCAUUUAGGCUUUGCAGUGACCUCUCUGCAGUGUUUGCUUUAAAAAAGAUAGUUGUAUUAAAUUCAUGAGCUCCAGACUAGUCUCAUGUAUGUGUUCCACUGCUGAACAGUUAAUGCACCUGGAAGAUAAUGCUGGCACAGAACUGACUGCACUAUAAGCUGACUUUUCUGUGUAAGGGGAUGAGAGAAGAGUUACACAGGAGCAGCCUUUGGCAGGUGUGUAAACGUUGAGACCACAGUUAUCACCUCUUGAAAGAGAUACCUGCAAGCUAAUGAGAACUGAAGUAACAGCAGUUCUUUUUGUUACACUAUUAGCUGAAUACCAUAAUUCCCCUGAAGCUGAAACAACCCCCUUCCACUUGAGAACAACUGCUAAACCCUGGGGGAAGGAAAAAAAAAAAGAGAUACCCCUGUAAGUCUUGAAACCAAUUCCAGCCAGUGAAAGGACAAAAAGGAAGGCUCAGGUAACUGCU
Lagopus muta (rock ptarmigan) is the source of this 4073-nucleotide messenger RNA. Its product is annotated as SLAIN motif-containing protein-like. The record is from RefSeq and is a predicted model, not a curated record. The transcript has 9 exons. Bases 282 to 2255 code for a protein of 657 amino acids. Gene Ontology annotation, cellular component: microtubule plus-end. Lineage: Eukaryota; Metazoa; Chordata; Aves; Galliformes; Phasianidae. Gene Ontology annotation, biological process: cytoplasmic microtubule organization; microtubule nucleation; positive regulation of microtubule polymerization.